Molecule: messenger RNA, 1364 nt
Organism: Conger conger (European conger)
Lineage: Eukaryota; Metazoa; Chordata; Actinopteri; Anguilliformes; Congridae
Product: zinc finger protein PLAGL2-like
Exons: 2
Coding region: 126-1364 (412 amino acids)
Molecular function (GO): DNA-binding transcription activator activity, RNA polymerase II-specific
Source: RefSeq, a predicted model, not a curated record
UCGGUGGUCUGAGCUCCGGGCGGGACAGGCAGGAUAAGCUCCGCCGCCCUGCCUGCAGGCCCCUGCUCUGCCCCUACCCAGUCUGUGAGAAAGCCUUCAGCUCCAAGUACAAACUGCUGAGGCACAUGGCCACACACUCCCUGCAGAAGACCCACCAGUGCUCCGUUUGCGCGAAGAUGUUCCACCGCAAGGACCACCUGAAGAACCACCUGCAGACGCACGACCCCAACAAGGAGGCCUUCGGGUGCGGCGAGUGCGGCAAGAGCUACAGCACCAAGCUGGGCUACAAGCGGCACGCGGCCAUGCACGCGGCGGCCAGCGGCGACCUCACCUGCAAGGUGUGCCUGCUGCGCCUGGAGACCACGCCCGCCCUGCUGGAGCACCUGCGGGGCCACUCGGGCGGGGCCGCGGCGGCGGGGGGCGGGGCCGGGGCCGCGGGGGGCGGCGGGGCGAAGGAGAAGAAGCACCCGUGCGCCCACUGCGAGCGGCGCUUCUACACGCGCAAGGACGUGCGCCGCCACAUGGUGGUGCACACGGGCCGCAAGGACUUCCUGUGCCAGUUCUGCGCCCAGCGCUUCGGCCGCAAGGACCACCUGACGCGGCACGCCAAGAAGAGCCACUCGCAGGAGCUGCUGAAGCGCGGGGCGGAGUCUCGGGCCGCCGAGCCGCCCCCUCCCCCGGGCGUGGCCGUCAAGGAGGAGCUGAGCCCCGUGGUGUGCGGCUACGGCCACAUGGGCCUCUACGGGCCCCACCUGCAGGCCACGCCCGCCCCGGGCGGGGCCUUCCACCCCCUCAUGGCGGGCUCUCUGGGAAUGGGCUGCCACAUGGAGCCCUCGAACCCGCUCCACCACCCCCACCCGCACCUGCACCCCCGGCACCCCCAUCACCUCCACGCCGGGCACUCUCCGCCGGCCCACCCGCCGCCCCAGGGCCUGCCUGGAUCUACCUCGUACCUGAAGCUGGAAGUGGAGAGCUUCCUGAUGGACCUGCAGAGCGGCCUCCCCGCCUCGCCAUUGGCUGAGCCCCCUGGCUCCGCCCACGCCUCGGACCUACCGCACGGGCUGCAGGCAGAGAGCCCCGCCCCCACGGCCGAGUCGCUGUGCAUGGCCAACAUGGACGUGUCGCACCUGCUGAGCUUCCUCCCGCUCGGCCUACCUGCCUACAGCGCCCCCCUGAGCACCGGAGGGCACACUGCAGGCUACAGCACCUCGUCCAACUCUUCCUCUGCCUCCUCGUCCUCCUCCUCCGCCUCGCACGGUGCGGAGCCCCUCCCUCUCACCUCCCUGCGAAGCCGGCCUCAGGAGCGCUCAGGCCACGCCUUCAGCAGCCACACCCUGCCGCGCUUCCACCAGGCCUUCCAGUGA